Molecule: messenger RNA, 3085 nt
Organism: Hyaena hyaena (striped hyena)
Lineage: Eukaryota; Metazoa; Chordata; Mammalia; Carnivora; Hyaenidae
Gene: ABHD5
Product: abhydrolase domain containing 5, lysophosphatidic acid acyltransferase
Exons: 6
Coding region: 94-1068 (324 amino acids)
Biological process (GO): positive regulation of triglyceride catabolic process; negative regulation of triglyceride storage
Cellular component (GO): lipid droplet
Source: RefSeq, a predicted model, not a curated record
GUGGCCUUAAGGGCGGCGCUGGCCCCGGCUGUCUCAGUCGGCGAGUCAGCCGGCUUGGAGGCGCGACCCGGCGCUCGCGCGGCGACGACGGCCAUGGCAGCCGAGGAGGAGGAGGUGGACUCGACGGACACCUGCGAGAGGUCAGGAUGGCUAACCGGUUGGCUUCCUACCUGGUGCCCUACAUCUACAUCACACCUUAAAGAAGCUGAAGAGAAAAUUUUAAAAUGUGUCCCCUGCAUAUACAAAAAAGAACCUGUUCGUAUAUCUAAUGGAAAUAAAAUAUGGACACUGACGUUCUCUCAUAAUGUUUCAAAUAAGACUCCGCUUGUCCUCCUCCAUGGUUUUGGAGGAGGUCUUGGACUCUGGGCACUGAAUUAUGAAGAUCUUUGCACCAAUAGACCCGUCUAUGCUUUUGACCUGCUGGGCUUUGGGCGAAGCAGUAGGCCCAGGUUUGACAGUGAUGCGGAAGAAGUGGAGAAUCAGUUUGUGGAAUCCAUUGAAGAGUGGAGAUGUGCCCUGGGAUUGGACAAAAUGAUCUUGCUUGGACACAACCUGGGUGGGUUCUUGGCUGCCGCUUACUCACUGAAGUACCCAUCAAGGGUUAAUCAUCUCAUUUUGGUGGAGCCUUGGGGUUUUCCUGAGCGACCGGACCUUGCCGAUCAAGACAGACCAAUCCCAGUGUGGAUCAGGGCCCUGGGAGCAGCACUGACUCCCUUUAACCCAUUAGCUGGCCUCAGGAUUGCGGGCCCCUUUGGCUUAAGUCUAGUGCAGCGCUUAAGGCCUGAUUUCAAGCGGAAGUACUCCUCGAUGUUUGAAGAUGACACUGUGACGGAGUACAUCUACCACUGUAAUGUGCAGACGCCCAGGCCAUUCUUGGGGCAGGGCAUUAUGUAUAUGCGGAUCAACCGGAAGACUUCAACCAGAAAGUCAAGGAGAUCUGUGACACCGUGGACUGAGCGCACUGAUGAGGCUGUGGGGGCCCUGCGGACCGACGGACACCGGGCCCCAGCAGGGCGCACGGUCUGCCAUGCAGAGGGAGGGUGCAGCAGAGCGCCGGGCGGCUUCUGACUGCCCUUCAGACAUACUGUCUGUAUGAAGCUCACACAUUGAAAUCAGUAGUGCCUUCUAGAAGAACAGCUUUCCUUUCUCCUACACAACGCUGAAAUAUUCAAGAGUCUCCAAGUCUGAUAGCUUUAAUAAAAGGUUAUUUGUCCCUCUGCUGUACUGAAAAAUUGUAAUUUUUCAACUGAAACUUUUUUCCUUUCUAUCUAACUUUGCUGUGUUGGGUACUUUUUGUAUUUCAGUCUAUAUCGGCAAUUAAAAAAAGUGACUGUUGGGUCUAUAAUUUUAUAUACUGUAAAGGUGCACUUUAUUUCCUUUGCUUUACCAUGUCUAAUAACUGAUCUAGUUAAUCACAAUUUCGUGUGUUUUUGUGUAAAAAUUUAUCACUUGUUUAGAAUCCUUCAGUUUGUUUUUGAAAUGGAGUGAUGGUGAAACAGCAUUUUGGUUAAAAAGAUGGGAACUUAUCACCAGCGUGAAUUUUUCUGAUGCUCCUCUAUUCCCUACUGAAGGCUGCACGGUCACGUUCAGCAUUUAAGUGUGGCUCAUCCUGAUGUAUCUUAAACAGCGCAAUUCCUUGAAAUCUCUUAUAUGUGAUAUAACUGUAUACUUACAGGGAAACAUGAUACUAAUACUUAAGUGAUUUAAGUACUGCAAAGCCUUAACUAAUUCUCUCCUUUCUUAAUACUCUUUUCUAUGAGCCAGCUGCAGCACAAGGAACAGACUUCCUUCUGAGGGGAUGUUAAGACUUACCUUCCAGUAAGCCAUCAUAUAUUGUCAUUAACAUCUAACUCUUGUAGAUGGGUGCUAAAACUGGAUUACGUUUUUAGCCACUGAAAGAGACAAAUAGGUGGUUUGUCUGCACAAUAGGUGUAUCUCAUACAAAUGAGAUAGCAUGCGACUGUUGGGGUUUGUUUUCGUUUUUGAGGUUUGUGUUGAUGAAAUCAUACACAUACUUGAAGUUAUCUUAUAAGAAUUAUGUAACGUUGAUUGAACUAUUUGCCAAUAACUACCAUCAAGUAUAAUGACACUUUUCUUGCUGUUUUAAAACGAGGAAACUUUGAAACUGUGAAAAUCACCAUGUGGUAACUGGCUGCUGAGAAGACCCUCCGAAAGAGAACGUUGAAUCGAAUUGUCCGCAACGAGGCGUAGUUGCCUUAUGUUUUGGUGACAUUGCUUGUCUAGGAGAAAGGUGGCUGUGUAAAUAGAAACAGUGAACUGGAACCUUAAUAAAGGCUUAAUGGUUUCGACUGUUGAAGGUUUUAAAUGAUUAAUUAGGAAAUCUGUAAUAGGUUAGGAAACGUAAGGUUGCAUCACUUAGAUUAACUGCCAGAAAGACCGAAUGUUCUAUUUUCAACAUGACCUUCUCUACAAAGGAAGAGGCAAAUUAUACGGAAGCACAACAGGUAAUUCCCAGCCAGCCCUGUGUCUGACGAGGCAUCUAAACCAGGUUGUGCAGGAGGGCACCAGAGGGCCAGGGCCGCUGUCAGACCUCUCUUCCUAGCGAACAAUAGUCGUCUGUAGUUUUCAGUUCGUGUCUUUGAGGGCUAGCUCGAAUCCUUUAAGUGGUACAGUUUGGGGAGUAUUUUUGACACACUCCGCAGGCCCUCUUAAUUGGUAAAUGAUAGUUUUAUACUGUACCGGAGGCUUUCUGUGAAGGAAACUUGGUCCCAACCCUUGGAGGCAAGUUACUAGUUCACUUCAUGGACGGAGUUUCUGGCCACAGAUGUGCCAAAUGAUUCGGGAAAAAGAUGUUCUCAGACGUCAAGAGGAACUAUCAACUGAUUUUGCUUUAUUUGAAAAAUACUGUCAUAAUUCUUAAGAGGUAAAUCUUGGGGUCUACACUAUGUAAUCUUGUGAAUACUGAGCUGGCAGAGAAGGUCAUAGUCCUCAAAAUUCCUGAAAAUACAGUGGGUGCUAAAUGUUCUCUAAAAAAAUCCUGUUACAGUAUUUGAUCUCUGCUAAAUUAUGCACAAUGUACUUUAACUUUAUUUUACAGAAUAAAUUUUAACUGUAAUAGUUGCAA